UCGCCUGGAAAGGCGUCCCGUGGUAUACGCCUGUUGAACAAGUUAGCAUAGACUCAUACCCACGGAUGUCCUCUUUCAUAACCUGAAAACCGCAGCUCUCUAGCCCAUUCUAUUCUCGACUUAUUCAAACAACAAUGAACUGCCUUGUAUUGAAAUGCAUAGUAGUAUGAUCUAUUUUAACUUUCUAUAAAUAAGUAAAGUCAUUUAUUGUCCUCGUUUUACAAACAUGUCAUACUUCAAUCACUAUUUUUUUAUUUCUGUUAAUCAAUGUACUAAAGCAUCAUUUUUUUUCUUUCAUUCUGCUUAGUCAAACGUACCUUUUGUAACUAUUUUCAAGAAUGAGAGAAUCAGAGUAAAUGUGCCAACGUCUAGGACAGAUAUUUUUUCUUCUUUUCCUCCUUUCUCUAGAUCAGUUGUGCACGAUAAAAUACUCCAGCUUUUGUUAUGUUAGAUUAGUUCAUUGUUACGAGUAACACAUACUCCUAUUGCUUGUAUACAUAGUUACAUGUCAUAACAAGGUAAUGGUAUGUCUGAGUUUCCAAAUCAGAUGUUAUACUGUAGAUUAUUAUCUGUUUCCAUUAUUCAUGAGACUAAAAUAUUUAAAAAAAUGCUAUAAGUGGUAUUAAACUCAUGGUCUCUCGAAUCUCCUAAAUGAUCUUAUUAAAAGUUUAAAAUAGUUAUCGGAUGUAAGCAUAUUUCAAAAUAUCAGGUGUUGAUUGUGAUUGUCUGAAAUUUUCAGACAUUUAUUGUAUUCCCUCAGACUCAACUGAAUUAUCCUCUCUCAAAUGUUCAAAAUAACGUCGUUCUAAAGGCUUACUCAGCAUGAAGGUCUGUUUUCAAGUGAACAAGAUUAGCGAUUUUCGCAUAACACAUAAUAGUUGAAGAGGUUUUUAGAAUGUGAAGUAUAGCCGUUGUAAGAAAUUACGGUUAAUAAAGUCAGAUGAUGACCACAAUAAGACAUGUUUGAGAGCUAUUUAUAGUCGUAAACGUCAUUUCAUUGUUGUCUUUCAAUACAAAGGAUCAUGACUGUUCCAUCGAAUUAUCGCCGGAAUACAAAUUAUAUUGCUUUUUCUCUCUGUGUUCCUCUUUUUAUCUUUUGCCGUUCUUUUGUAUCAGUGUACUCUUCAUCAAAGGCAAACAUUCUUCUCUUUCCAGAAGAUGAAAAUAAAAAAAUUGUAAUGAUAUACUAGUCAUAGAUUCAUUUUCUGAAUAUACAAUUACUAUAGACACCAUAUCUAUAGAAAAGAUUUUAUACUAAACGACUGUGACAGUAUGAAUUAAACAACUUGAUCAUGUUCUGCUUUGAAUAGCAUGAAUGCUUAAUUGAGUUUUAGAAUGAAUAUCAAUCGAUUACCAUAGAAUAUAAAACUAUUAGACUUACGUGAUUUUUUUCUUGUAGAUCAGUGUCAUGUGUUUCUAGUAGAAGAGUACUCUUGAUUUGUGUUGCUAUUAUUGUGUUAUUAGAAAUGGCUCAUCCAACAGACCAAGUUAGUGUUAAUGUUAUGCGUAAAUCGGAUGGUAAAAAGUUAGAGUUUAUUUUACCAGAAACGACAACAAUUCGUGAAUUAAAAAAUGAUUUAAAACAUCGUUUAACGCCUCAAUUUGUACCAGGUUGCCGUUUAAUAUUUCGUGAUGAAGUGCUGAAAGGGAAACAUACAUUAAAGCAUUAUGGUAUCAAAGUGGGUGUUGAUGACCAAGAUAUACUUAUGGAUGAUUCAAGAGAAUGGCGAUCAUCCUCAUCAAGUGAUUCAGAAGUUGAAAAACAUUGA
Messenger RNA from Didymodactylos carnosus, 1769 nucleotides. Lineage: Eukaryota; Metazoa; Rotifera; Eurotatoria; Philodinida; Philodinidae. The record is from the annotation of a GenBank genome assembly.